Molecule: messenger RNA, 1023 nt
Organism: Tinamus guttatus (white-throated tinamou)
Lineage: Eukaryota; Metazoa; Chordata; Aves; Tinamiformes; Tinamidae
Gene: TERF1
Product: telomeric repeat binding factor 1
Biological process (GO): negative regulation of DNA replication; telomere maintenance via telomerase; negative regulation of telomeric D-loop disassembly
Cellular component (GO): chromosome, telomeric region; nuclear telomere cap complex; nucleus
Molecular function (GO): double-stranded telomeric DNA binding; G-rich strand telomeric DNA binding; ankyrin repeat binding
Source: RefSeq, a predicted model, not a curated record
AUGCCUUUAAUUCUCCACUCUCUGAGAGGAAUCUACCUGACAAAAGGCCUUAUCCUUGUGACUAGUGGCAAGCCUGAUGACUCCUUGGGCAAGCGCCCUCCGCACGCCGCUAACGCACACACCAACCGCCCGCCUAACGGCCGCACUGCGCACGCGCCCUCCCCUCACAACACAACAACCCCGCCCACCCCAACGGUCGGACCAACCCACACCGCCUUCCGCGGGAGGGGGUUCGAUGACGUCACCUCCCGGGUCCCGUUGUCUGCCGCGGGGCUCGCGCAGGCCGAGGCUCUGGUGGGCGACUGGGUGCUCGAGUUCGCCUGUUACUGCCUGUGCCGGCCCUUCCGCGAGGACCGCGCCGCUGAGUUCCGCCGCUUCAGGGACGUGGCGCAGGCUGUUAUUAAUAACCUCUCCAAAAUAGCUACUCAUCAGAAAAAAACAGUAUAUGUCUGCCAGCUUUUGACAAGAAUUGCGAAAGGAAAAAGACUUGAUUGUCAUUUUGAAAAUGAUGAAAGCAUUUCACCUUUGGAAUCUGCUCUGUCAGUUUGGACCUUACUUGAAAGGGAAGAAAGUAAACUUGACAAGCUUCAUGAAGAUAUUCGUCGCUUAAUUCAGAUUCAGGUUGUAGCAGUCCAUAUGGAAAAAGGAUAUUUUAAGGAGGCAGCUGCAGUACUUGAAAGGCUGUUUACGGAUUUGGAAUCAAAUAAGUCUUUAAAGAUGAAGCUGGCAACCAUAAUUAAGAGCAAGGAUCCUUAUGUUCCCUUUCUUCAAAACUUCAGUUAUGAUCUUAUGAUAAGAAAAAUAAAGAACUAUGUUGAACUCUUCAUGAAAGACAAUGAAGCUAACUUCUUAAUACAGGCUGCCAUGAAACAGGUGGAGGCUAAAGAAUUAGGAGGAACAAUUUUGGAUAAUGAAACUGGGAAUGUCAGUGCAACAAAUGAAGAAAUUAAUUUGGAGGCAAGUCAGAGGUUUGUAUUUGGGAGUGUAAUGCUGAAGGAUAGCUUGGUGCUAAGAAUAGGUUGA